Nycticebus coucang (slow loris) is the source of this 5103-nucleotide messenger RNA. RefSeq names its product SERTA domain containing 4 (gene SERTAD4). Lineage: Eukaryota; Metazoa; Chordata; Mammalia; Primates; Lorisidae. The record is from RefSeq and is a predicted model, not a curated record. The coding region runs from base 2135 to 3361 and encodes 408 amino acids. Gene Ontology annotation, cellular component: nucleus. The transcript has 3 exons.
AUAGAAAUUUAUAUGCUGGAAACAAUGCUAACAAAUAGAAACUCUGAAAUCCUUAACAAUCAAAAAAACUACUACUAAAAAGUCCUUAAAAUGUAAACAAACUCUGACUGACAAAAAACAGCACAGGGCCCAUAUAAUGUCCAGUUAAACAAAGGUAAUUGCUGCUAGGGGCCUGCAAAUGCUGUCCCUUCUUAAGGGCAUGAGUUUGUCAACCUGCUUUUGUUUAUGUGUAAUAAAAUUCUACAUAGGCAAAGCCUUGAAUCUUAGUCCCAGAGCCUAGCACAAAAGUGACUUUAAAUUUCAAACUGGAAAAUGUUGCUUUCCUCAAUAAGAAAGGGUUACUCUCUUAAAAAGCUAUGAGUCAUGUGCUCCUGGCAAUAACAUCUCCUGAUACGAUUGUCUCUUAAAAUAGGUUAAGAAAUUGGACCAUUUCAUGAGAGUCUUCCAAGGAAUAAACCAUCAUAAAGUUGGAUACCUUGCAUGGAUGUGGAGUUGGAGGGGUGAUAGAACAGCUUAGUUUGUUAAAUCGACAUAGGUAAAAUUUCUUGGUCGAAGACUCAAAGAGAGAAAUUAAUUGAACCAUUUUUAAUUUUUUCUUUUGUAAUAAGGUUUUCUAGUAAGUCCUUCUGAAGUCUCUUUGGAAAACAUCUUAAAAGAGAAGGAGAAGGUGGUUUAGUAGCAUAAAUCAGCUGAAUCCUAAUUCCACCUACUGACCAGGACACCUUCCUUGUCUGUCAAAAGGUCUUGCUUUAUUAUUCAGUGGGGUUGGGACAGAAGGUGAGAUCUCACAGGGAAGACUGGGUGAAAGAGUGCUUGCUGCCAAGAACUGCUCUGUUAGCCUUAAGACAUUGUCACCUUAAUGAAGGUGUUUCACAUUACCCUGGUGGUCUGGAAGUAGACCCUCCUUCUAGCUUGUAGGUGGUAAUAGUCUCCCAUAAGACAGUGAUAGAUUCACCCUUUCCCCCAAACAUUACAAGCUGUAUAAUUUGGAAAAGAAAGGAAGAACUAGACUCCUAGUGUAUAUUUGAAAGACAAUCAAUCUUCAGAAAGCAAGCCUGACAUCACUUUUAUGACAGUUCUUUAAACCGCAAAAUGAGAUAGUGGAGGUUGUGUCUCCUAAAGGAAUUGGCAGUUAACAAGGCACUGAGGCUGCUUGCUGGGCUAUCACCACUGGUCUAUGCCCUUCAGUCUUUUUACUUUAACAUCAGACUCUCCUCUCCCUUGAACUUACUCUUCACCCUACCUUGAGUCCUGCACAGGACCAAGAUACAGGCACUGAGCCCCGUGAAAGUGGCCCCCAUGCCCUGAGUUUUGGAAGUGCCCAAGGAGCAUCACAACCAGAGAGGCUCCCAGGUCCCUGCAAGGCUGAGGGAAGGGAGUGACUGAAGAGAAGGGCAGUGAUGUGUUGCCUCUUGGAAAGUUCCUGCCUUGUGUCUGGGCUUUGCAGUGUAAAGAGUUGUUGGCUGCCUCUGGCCCCAGAGCCCUGGCUCCUGUUUAAUAUUCUGCCUGCUCCGUUGAUGUUGUGCUUGGCUCCUGUGGGACUGCAACUCACGGCUUGAAACUGGAGCCAAUUUUCUGUCUUCAUCUCUCAGUGUUUUGACUGGAGGCAGAUCCAGUUCAGGCCGAUCAGGGCUGGUGGAAACAACUACCAAGUGUCUCUCUGUCUGCUUUGCUUUGGGAGAAGAAAGUGGAGGAAGCCCCAGAAUGUUGUAGAGGAACUGGCCUGCGGAAAGGCGAGGAGGAGGGCUAGGGGCAGCAGAACAGACUGAGCCUCAGAGCAUCGGUUGGAAUUAUGGUGGAGAUUUCUCUCUCCCCUGCCCUUUUCUUUUGAUUGAUUAGUGGGUUUCAUCAAAAGAGAUUCCCAGGGGAUUGACUAGAAAAUUGAUUUUGCCUUACUAAUAGAAAGGAAGUGCAAGGAUUUGGGCUUCUUAGCGGUAUAUUUUCUGCGGGAAGGUCAGGAGGAAAAUGUGUUUAGGAGGCAAAGCAGCUGUCUGGAAGAGAGCUGAGGGGAAUCUGAGAACAAUAAGAAAUGGGGUUUUAAAGAUCCGCCCAUGAAAUGCAGAUUGCUGAACACAGAGGCUGAGCUAAUAGCAGCAGGAGAGUUUGCUGAGGUUUUCUUUGGAAAAAUAAUAAAAUGUUUCAGGGUGAAGGGGAGGGCCAUGAAGUAAAAGUUUCCCAAAGCAAAGGAAUGAAGAUGCCAAGGCCAUCCCCAGGCUUGCUCUUGAUUAGGGCUGUUUUCUCUUUUCUUUCUUUCUUUUUUUUUUUUUUUUUUUUUCUGUUUCCCCCAGAUCCGAGGCUGUCAGAGAUGACUCUGGUUCUGUCCAUGAAUAGAUUCUGCGAGCCCAUUGUCUCGGAAGGAGCUGCUGAAAUUGCCGGGUACCAAACACUAUGGGAGGCUGACAGCUACAGAGGCCCAAGCCCUCCAGGGCCAGCACAGACUCCUUUGCAGGGAGACCGGGGAGCUGGUCCCCCACUGGCAGGAUCACAUUACAGGGGAAUUUCAAAUCCUAUAACAACAUCCAAGAUCACAUACUUUAAGAGGAAGUAUGUGGAAGAAGAGGAUUUUCACCCACCACUCAGCAGCUGUAGCCAUAAAACCAUCUCAAUUUUUGAGGAACGAGCCCACAUCCUUUAUAUGUCUUUAGAGAAACUAAAGUUUAUCGAUGAUCCUGAGGUGUACCUCCGAAGAUCAGUCCUCAUAAACAAUUUGAUGAAAAGGAUCCAUGGGGAAAUUAUCAUGCAGAAUAACUGGUGCUUCCCGGCCUGCUCCUUCAAUGGCGCCUCUGCCCAAGAGUGGUUCAUGGCUCAAGACUGUCCUUAUCGAAAACGACCACGCAUGGCCAAAGAGGAGUGUGAGAAGUUUCAUGCCUGCUGCUUUUACCAAGAAUGUGGUGGCCACUACCUAAAUUUGCCCCUUUCUGCCAACGCUAAUGUCGGAAGUGCCUCCACCACCACCGCCUCCUCCUCUUCCUCUUGCUCCUCUUCCUCGCCCCCUCUGUCUUUACCGAGUUGUUCCCACCAGGUGGAUUUUGAUGUAGGCAGUGCACCUAUUUACAAGAGUGAUGGCCAGAUACCUGCCAAUGAAAUAUUUGUUACUAAUGUCAGAUCGCUUGGCGUUCAGGAAAAGUCCAGAUUAAAUGAUGAGAAAGCAAAUAACGAUACCAACAGAGAGGGUGCCCCCCUCAGCCAUGAACCUGUGGGAAAUGACCUUGCUUUUGAGUGCAAAGGCCAAUUUUAUGAUUAUUUUGAGACUGGAUAUGAUGAAAGAAACAAUACAAGCGAGUCUUGGAAAAAGUCCUUAAGGAAAAAGGAGACUUCACCAAGUAACAAACUGUGCUGCAGCAAAGGAAGCAAAAUAUAAGCCAUCUUUUCACCAAAACUUUGAAGCAUGCACAGCAUGAUCAAUUAGCUCUCAUAAAUUUUAUUUUGAAUGGAUUUUAUAGUUUUGUACAACUGAUAAAAUUAUGCCGUGAACAUGCCGUGUCAUUUUAAUGCCUGGAGAGCAGAUUGCAUAAAACAUCUGUAUAGUAGGCAUCAGUGAGCUACUUAUAAAUGUGAUUUUACCAAGAAAAGAGUUGACUGAAUGCUUAAAAGUAUAUCUUAGUUUUCUUACAGAAAAAAAUCAAUAGAUUAGAUUGGGGGACACUGUGCCCUUGUGAUACUUCCAUCCCCUUCAACCCCAGGAGUCUAUCACUAGCUAAGAAGUCUCAACAUGUCUGCCAAUUAAUUUGGUAGUUGUUGGAUAAGCAAAUCAGUAUAACCAGCAAAAAUGUCUGCUUAUCCUAUAGAAUACAGUAUUUUUUUUUUUAAGACCGAAGACAGGGAGCUAGAUGAAAUGGCUUCAUGGUACUUUCAAAUAUUUAUAUUUAAUAGUCUUUUGUGACCAAUGAAAAUAGGAUGUAACGUAAUGAAACACACCUGUCCAAGGGUGGCAAGGGUAUUCCCUGCAAGUUCCUGGCUUGCCUGUGAUGGGUGAUAAGGCUUUGAGAGAGGUAUUAUACAGGGCGAUUUUUGGUGCCUUACUUUAACUUAAUUUUUGCCAGUGUGAAAAUUAAGGAUAAAUCAGAGUUACAGCAGGGAUUUAAUAAACAGGAAAAAAAAAAAAACACAGGGUGGAUCAAUAUAGUUUGGAAACUGUUAACUUUGAACUAUUGUGUUCAACCUUUGAUUCGACAUCUCUAUUCUUUAUUUUUGAUGCCCAAUUGCUUUUGGAUUUGGCAUUUUUCGGUAGGGAUGGAGGAAACAAUACGGAACACUGUCAGAAACCAGCACUAGCUGCUUGAGCUUUUCUGUGGCAACGGUCUGUUGCUGGGAUUUGGGUUUUCUGGGUUUUGGGUUGUUUUGUUUGUUUUCUUGUCCAAUGAAGUUCAUGAACCAGUGGCAUGCAUUAUACUUUAAUCUGUUUUGCAUCAUUUCACUCGUUUAGAUUAUAAAAGCAUGUGGUUUUUUAUAAAUGACUUUGGCUGUUGAUUAAGAAGCACAAUGUUAAUAAAUGAUGUGGUGAUCAAUAAGGUUUAUCUUAAAGAACGUAAAGAUUUUCGUUUGGGGAAAGUUAUUUUGGAGAAAUGGGACUUAAUCUGUAAUAGCUGAUAUGUAUUUGGUCAAAGUUUUUCUCAACGAUAUCUUUAAUUUAUACAUUUGAAAAGAGUUCAGAGUGGCCCUCCUCACCAGCCUUCCUUCCACUCCAGCCAACUCCUCCUCCUAACCUAUAUUCAGAUUUCCAAGUUUACUAAUUGACUUGGACCUCCUUCAACAAUACUUCACAGGAACCAAAUGCCAAGUGGAGGAAAUAAGUAAGUCCUCCCAGUUUCUCCAAGAUAAAGCUUUUUUUAAUUAUUGCUAUUAAUAUUAAAUAUAGGUCUCAUUCAUACAGUGUAUGAGUAGGAUCAUUUGGACAGUUGUCCUCAAGGACCAAUUUUUAAAACAUGUUCUUGUGUUAAUAGCUAUAUAGUCUAGUAAUGUUUUGUCCUUUAUUUUCAAUAUUUGAUAAACAUUUGAUGUUGAAAACUUAGAUGAUAGAUGCUUGUAUAUGAAUGUGUUGUAAUAAAGUGAGGUUUUCUUGAUACAUAUUUAUUAAAAUGAUAAAAAUUCAUUAAGCUUUUU